AUGCCCGGUUCCGAUGACGGCGAGCAGCAGCCUAUGGCGCCGUCCGCUCCCUCUGCUUCGACGUCCGAUCCCUUGGUCAAGGCCGUGGCGGAGUUAGCGCAAACGGUCGCCGGCAUCUCUGCACGCCUGGCGACCGUCGAGGCGCGACCGGCCCCGGCUCCAGCCGCCCCCAUGCCGCCAGACUUUCCCUAUGGGUUGCCGGGGUACGGCACGGCGGCGCCUUUCCUUCCUGGCAUCAUCCCCACCACAGCACCGCCUGCCACUACCUCCCUUCCCUUACCCAUCCACCAAAUCCAAUUUCCCCAUUCCCCAUCGCCGAUUCCCUCCGUGGCGUUGCUCUCAGCGGGCUUUUCCGCGGCCGCAGACACGAGUGCUCCCGCGCCCAGCGCCGGCGCGACAUUUGCUGCGGCGCCCAAGCGCGGCGCCCCCUGCCCCAACGGCGUGGCUGGCCCCUUCCUGUCCGGCGCGAGCGCGGGCCCCUCGUUCGGCGCGGGCGGCCACCUUACCCACGGCGCGAGCGCGGCCUACCCGCAAGGCGCCCCGCACCAGGCGCCGUUCCCAUCCGCGGCGGGCACGCCCCCUUUCUUCGGCGCCCCUGACGCUCCAGUCCACGGUGCCGGGCCGGGCUGGGGCGCACCCCGCUUCUACAAGCUCGAGCUCUCCACCUACGACGGCUCCGAGGAUCCCCUGAACUGGCUCAAUCGGUGUGAGCAGUUCUUUAGGGGCCAGCGCACCCUCAACUCGGACCGCGUCUGGCUCGCCUCGUACCACCUGGUCGGCGCAGCACAGACCUGGUACUACGCGCUGGAGCAGGACGAAGGCAUGCCCGGCUGGGAGCGCUUCAAGGAGCUCUGCAACCUGCGUUUCGGCCCGCCUGUCCGCAUCAACAGGCUGGCUGAGCUCGCCCGCCUUCCGUUCUUGUCCACUGUGCAGGAGUACUCCGAGCGCUUCAACGCGCUCCUGUGCCACGCACGCAACCUCUCCCCGGUGCAAAAAGCGGAGCUGUUCGUGGGCGGCCUUCCCGAGCACAUCCACGUCGACGUCGAACUGCGGGAGCCGCAUGAUCUCCAGACGGCGAUGCACCUGGCACGGGCGUCCGAACGCCGCGCAGAGGCCACACUCCCGACGCCUGCCCAACGCAUCGCCCGUGCACCCUAG
Molecule: messenger RNA, 1158 nt
Organism: Phragmites australis (common reed)
Lineage: Eukaryota; Viridiplantae; Streptophyta; Magnoliopsida; Poales; Poaceae
Exons: 1
Coding region: 1-1158 (385 amino acids)
Source: RefSeq, a predicted model, not a curated record